Carya illinoinensis is the source of this 1799-nucleotide messenger RNA. Its product is annotated as galacturonokinase. The record is from RefSeq and is a predicted model, not a curated record. Lineage: Eukaryota; Viridiplantae; Streptophyta; Magnoliopsida; Fagales; Juglandaceae. The transcript is spliced from 15 exons. Gene Ontology annotation, cellular component: cytosol; cytoplasm. Gene Ontology annotation, biological process: galactose metabolic process. Gene Ontology annotation, molecular function: ATP binding; galactokinase activity. The coding region runs from base 150 to 1484 and encodes 444 amino acids.
CCCAACCUGUUUCGCUCUCUCUCUCUCUCUCUCUCUCUCUCUCUCUCUCUCUCGCAGCCAUAAGAAAGAAGAUCUAUCUUUUACAUUAUAACAAGUUCGGUUUCGGAAAACUCGAUCUGAUUGGCAAUUACAGGAUUGCAUUCCGGAAAAUGGGUGCGUUGUCUUGGCCAUCUGAAGAAGAGUUAAAUGGAAUUAGAAAGAUUGUUUCAGAAAUGGCCGGGAGAGGUGUUGAGGAAGUUCGAGUUGCGAUCUCUCCUUAUCGGAUUUGUCCAUUGGGAGCUCACAUUGAUCAUCAGGGUGGGACCGUUACAGCUAUGACAAUUGAUAAGGGAAUACUUUUGGGGUUUGUUCCUUCUGGUGACACUCGGGUUGUACUACGUUCAGGACAGUUUAAACGAGAAGUUAGGUUCAGAGUUGAUGAAACUCAAAACCCAAGACAAAUCAUUCAGCAGAAUGGUGCGGUACAUUCAAAUGAUUCUUCAUCAUUACAAGAAGAAUGUGGAUGGGGAAAUUAUGCUAGGGGAGCCGUAUACUCACUAAAGAGUAGAGGAAAUGAGCUUCCCCAGGGUAUCAUAGGGUACAUAUGUGGAACUGAGGGUCUUGACAGUUCAGGUGUCAGCUCUUCUGCUGCAGAGCUUAAGCUGAUAGAAGGUGGCUACAGUAGAUUUCAAACCAAUGUUGGCAUAGCUUACCUGUUGGCGUUUGAAAGUGCAAAUAAUAUAACAGUCUCUCCUACAGAAAAUAUUGAAUACGAUCGGCUUAUCGAAAAUGGAUAUUUGGGUCUGAGAAAUGGCAUAUUGGAUCAAUCAGCCAUAUUGCUAUCGCACCAUGGUUGUCUAACAUGCAUGGACUGCAAGAGCAAAGAAUAUAAGCUAGUACACCCACCGAAGCUGCAGAAGACAUACAAAUUAUUGCUGGCAUUUUCAGGCUUGAAGCAUGCUUUGACUAACAACCCUGGCUAUAAUUGCCGAGUUGCAGAGUGUCAAGAGGCCGCAAGAAUUCUUCUGCAUGCCUCUGGGAACCAGGGAAAAGAGCCUCUCCUGUCAAAUGUUAAACCCGAAGCUUAUGAAGCUCACAAGUGCCAAUUAGAAUCCAAUCUAGCUAAAAGAGCAGAGCAUUAUUUCUCAGAGAAUAUGCGGGUAGCUAAAGGACUUGAAGCUUGGGCUUCGGGCAAUCUGGAAGAUUUUGGAAAGCUCAUUGCAGCGUCGGGUUUGAGUUCUAUAAAAAACUAUGAAUGUGGUUCUGAACCACUGAUUCAACUGUAUGAGAUCCUGUUGAGGGCUCCCGGCGUAUAUGGAGCACGGUUUAGUGGGGCUGGAUUUAGGGGUUGCUGUCUUGCAAUUGUAGAUGCUGAUCGUGCAGAUGAAGCUGCCUCAUUUGUCAGGGAGGAGUAUUUCAAGCUCCAACCAAAGUUGGCUUGCCAAAGAAAACCCCACAAAGGGGUUUUGAUUUGUGAUGCAGGAGAUUGUGCACGUGUAAUCUGACAAGCAACCACUCGUCCGUCUGUUCUUUGUUGAGUUUGCAAUGUAUUUUACUGACAUGUGUAAUGUGGUGCAUAUGGCUGGAAAGGAAUGGAAGAUGUUUUGAAGAUAAAAGAGUAUUCUUUCGAAGAUCUUCGUUAUUUUUUCUUUUCUAGUUUGAGUUUGUGGGCUAGGAUCUUUGUAAGAAAUGAUGAUAAUGUAUUGAAUCCGUUUCUGUCGUAGUUUCCUACUUUCUAGUGUACAGUAAAUAUUUCUUUUGUAUACUUUCUACGUACUUGAGCUAUGCCUAUGCUUGGUAAUAAAAUUCUUAUUAUCUUA